Symbiodinium necroappetens is the source of this 849-nucleotide messenger RNA. The record is from the annotation of a GenBank genome assembly. Lineage: Eukaryota; Dinophyceae; Suessiales; Symbiodiniaceae.
GACUUGGAAAGCUCCAGCUCCUCUUCCGAGGAGGACGACGACGAGUUCGAAGAGGAGUCGGAGGAAGAGAAGGCGGAGGUGGGCGUGGGCACGACAGCGAAGGCCAAGCCGCCGGAGCCGCCGGCUAGGAAGGAGGAGCCGCCGGCUAAGAAGGAGAAGAAAAAAGAAAAGGAGAAGGACCGCAAGCGACGCAAAGAGUCGCGGCGGUCCAGGAGGCGCUCCAAGGACCGGAAGCGUCGCCACAGGUCGCGCUCCAGGAGCCGAGGCCGGCACCGGGACCGCCCGCGCGCCAGCGAGGCGGCGCGGUUUGUUUCGGUGGCGCUGCAGAGGCGACCACGGUCGCCCGCCACAGGGCCAGGGCCGACAAGCGAGCAGAGGCGACCACGGUCGCCCGCCACAGGGCCGACAAGCGAGCAGCGAGCCGCUCUCCUGAGGCUGCGGCUCGCAGGCAGCAAGGGCGGGACGCCGGUGCGCAGCAGAGGACAGCGCAGCCCCACGCGUGCUGCGUCCGUCGUGAGCCAGCAGCACACUCCCACAGGGAGGGCGGCGUGUGCCGUGUGUGGGCGCAUGGUGUCUCAGACAGCACAAGCUGUGCAGCAGCAUAGCUACAGUGUGUUCCACCUCAUGGCGGUGGAGAGGGCAGCGAGACCCGGCCGUCCGGAGGAGGAGUACCGAGCUGCGGCUGAAAGGCGCAGCGCCGAAGCGUGGGGGGCCUACUACGAGGAGGGCACAAAGGCGUCGGCGUCGACGAAGGCGCCCUCCACGCGCCGCGGCACGCAGCACCGCGGCAAGAAAAAGGUUUGCGCGGCGGGAAGGGGCCAGGGCCAGGACCUGAAUCAGCGGAGCUGA